Molecule: messenger RNA, 2342 nt
Organism: Hypoxylon trugodes
Lineage: Eukaryota; Fungi; Ascomycota; Sordariomycetes; Xylariales; Hypoxylaceae
Product: putative uracil permease
Exons: 2
Coding region: 368-2011 (547 amino acids)
Biological process (GO): transmembrane transport; nucleobase transport
Cellular component (GO): plasma membrane
Molecular function (GO): nucleobase transmembrane transporter activity
Source: RefSeq, a predicted model, not a curated record
UCUCCACCCCAUCGAUCUGCAACAUAGAGCGAAUAAUUCCGGUGCGGAGAGUUAUUAUCGCUCUUGGAGCCCAAUACAUGUGAUAGGAUAUCGCGCUUCUUGGGUUACAGCAUUGGACACACCAUCGUAAAAAUGCGAUUUUAUAGGUUGAUAAGGCUUAUAGCAUUCUGCUAUGUCUCCGACACCGUAGUUGGGUUCGUUAUCAGGUUCUGAUGGCUGUUAUAAGUCUUUAGAGACGGCAAGGACCUUGGUAGUUUCACCUGGGUAACCCAAACUACUGGUAUCUAUUUUGCUCAUCUCUUACGCCACCAUGCAAUAACAUUGAUUGCAUCGCGCUAUCUCAGGGGCUGAGGAGCCCAUUUCGAAGAUGAUGGACUCGGUCCGCGAACGGGUAGAUAGCGCUAGGAAAAGAAUUAAGAGUUGGAAUCGCAAUUCGUGUUUGGUGUUACCCAAACAGCUUACCUCUUUCGCCCCAGAGGAGACAUGGACAAACAUAGACCUAGAUGUUACGCCUGCAGAACGUCGCACUUGGACUACUGUAUCUAUAAUCGGAUACUGGAUAUCUGAUAUUUUAUCGGCACAAAGUUGGCAGAUCGGAGCAUCCGUCCUAGCAAUCGGAUUAACAUGGCGAGAAGCAAUAUGGUGUGUCCCCGUCGGUUCCACCGUAAUGGCCCUCUUCAUCGCCCUCAACGGCGCCCCGGGAGCCUACCUUCGCGUUCCGUUCGCAGUUUGGAUCCGAUCAGCCUUCGGUUUCCACUUCGCCAAGUUCCCCGUAGUAUGUCGAAUGAUCACCGCGCUCUUCUGGCAUGCAAUUCAGACCUAUACAGGUAGUACAGCCUUUGCUGUAAUGAUUUCGGCGAUUUGGCCUGGAUAUUUGAAGAUUCCGAAUAUUCUCCCUAAAAGCGCGGGGAUCACUAGUCGGGGACUUUUGAGUCACCUCCUGUUUUGGAUGAUUCAAUUGCCCUUUUUGACUAUUCACCCUCAUAAAUUGAAGUGGUUUUUCAUUCUCAAGGCGUUUCUCACUAUCACUGCCGCGGUCGGCACGGUUAUCGCGAUGUGCGUGAUAGCUGGAGGUUCAGGCGAUAUAUGGAACCAAAAACCCACCGUAACCGGUUGGAAUCGUUCGUGGUUAAUUAUCGGAACACUAACAGCGCAGACGGGUAGUUGGUCAACGGUCGGCACGAAUAUUUCGGAUUUCACCCGCUAUGUCAAGAAACCCCGGGAUACAUUCUACCAAGCCGUGUUCUUCCCCAUAAUCUGCUCUUUUAUCUCGACCCUCGGUAUUCUCGGCGCUUCAGCAACCAAAGUCAUUUUUGGGGAAUACAUCUGGGAUCCUCUGGUACUAGCCAGUAAAUGGACAUCUCCUGGAGCUCGCGCGGCUGCGUUCUACUGCGGCCUAGCAUGGAUGGUCGCGCAAAUCGGCGUUAACGUAUCCGCAAACGUCAUAUCAGCCAGCAACGACAUGGCCAGUCUAUUCCCCAAAUACAUAAACAUCCGCCGAGGCGCAAUCGUGUGCACCGUACUAGGCGGCUGGGUUAUGAUCCCCUGGAAAAUCGUAACGAGUGCUACCGGCUUACUCAAUUUCAUGUCAGGUCUUGGUGUAUUCCUGGCUCCUAUCAUCGCUAUCUCCAUUGCAGAUUACUGGAUCGUGAAACAGAGACGCGUUGAGGUAUCCGCUCUUUAUGUACCUAAUGGACGGUAUCGUUACACUGCUGGAUGUAACUGGAGGGCUGCUAUCGCUAUGCUUGUCAGUGUUGGGCCGACGAUGCCAAGUCUAGUGAGGAGUGUUAAUCCGGCGGUGGAUAUUGGGGGUAUUUCUUAUAUUGCGGAUUUGGUUUGGUAUUAUGGAUUCUUGGGUGCGUUUUUGACUUAUACGAUUCUGAGUAAGGUCUGGCCAGCUAAGGAGAGCCUCUUAUCACAAUCUGAACUGGAGAUAAUUGAGGACGCGAGAGUCGCUGAAGAAGUCAAGGAAGAGUCAGAUGAAGUUGAUGAAGCGAAUGAAGAAGAAUAGGAAACAGUCCAUUCUGUCGCGGGUUAUUGUUGCCGCGCAUAUUUGAGGUGGACAUUACUAGAUCGCGAUAAUAUUCAGCCCCAUCACAUUAUCACGAGUAUGAAGAAUUAGUUUGGGAUUUUAUGUAUACGAAAAUGCGCCUCGGGCAAAAAUAGUACACGUUCAGGGGCAAUAGUCUAGCCAUAAGCCUCAUGAACAGCUAGCAUUUUCGCUCCGAACGAGUGUAUCCACCAAAACUUGGCAUCUUGGAAACUAUUGACACCGUACUCUACCCUAGUCUCUAAGCGAGAUUUCGGCAAAAUAGGUACUUACUUAGAAGAUAACUUAGGAU